GCGGGGUUGCGAGUGAAUCAGUAGGCGGGGCCAGCGGCUAGGUUUCCGGUUCCGCGUAUGAGGUCAAAGACAGACCGGGAGAGGGAUGAAAUGAUAACAGCCGAGUCGCUAUAAACUGGAGGUGGAGGAAGGCGAUCUGGAGCCUGGAGAGGCGGGAGAUACCUGGAGUCAGUGCUGGAGCCGUCAGGUUGUCCCUAGUCAGCGAUGGGCCAUUGGAAAUUGCGCCUCUUUUGCUGCUUUCUGCUUGUCCUUGUCCUGGCCCUGAAGAUCCUGUCGGCUGCAGAUUUUGAUCCUUAUCGGAUCCUCGGAAUGAGCAAGUCCGCUAGCCAAGCAGACAUUAAGAAAGCCUACAAGAAACUGGCCAGAGAAUGGCACCCGGACAAGAACAAAAAUCCAGGAGCUGAAGAUAAAUUCAUCCAAGUCAGCAAAGCUUAUGAGAUACUUUCCAAUGAAGAGAAGAGAAGUAAUUUUGAUCGAUAUGGUGACGUGGGUGACAACCAGGGCUACACGCAACAGCAGCAGCAACCCCAUCACUUCCGACACUUCCACGACAGCUUCUACUUUGACGAGUCCUUCUUUCACUUCCCCUUUAACUCGGAGCGGCGAGACUCUACUGAUGAGAAAUACCUGCUGCAGUUCUCUCAUUACAUCAAUGAAGUGGUGCCCGACAGCUUCCGCAAGCCCUACCUCAUCAAGAUCACCUCCGACUGGUGCUUCAGCUGCAUCCACAUAGAGCCAGUGUGGAAGGAGGUGGUGCAGGAACUGGAGGGGCUUGGUGUUGGAAUAGGAGUUGUCCAUGCUGGAUACGAGAGAAGACUUGCUCAUCACUUGGGCGCACACAGCACCCCUUCCAUAUUAGGAGUCAUCAACGGCAAGAUUUCGUUUUUUCACAAUGCUGUUCUCCGGGAAAACCUCCGACACUUUGUUGAAAGUCUUCUUCCUGGGAACCUAGUGGACAAGAUCAACGAUAAAAACUACAUCCGCUUCUUAUCCAAUUGGCAACAAGAGAAUAAACCUCACGUGUUACUGUUUGAUCAGUUGCCUCCUGUACCACUGAUUUAUAAGCUUACUGCUUUUGCGUAUAAGGAUUAUUUAUCAUUUGGUUACGUGGACUUGGGCAAGAGGGAGACCGAGCAAAUAAGCACUCAGUACAAUAUUAAUAUUUAUGCCCCGACCAUACUCAUCUUCAAGGAGCACAUCAACAAACCUGCUGACAUGGUCCGGGCCCGAGGAAUAAAGAAACAGGUCAUUGAUGACUUCAUAUCAACCAAUAAAUUCCUUCUAGCGGCCAGGCUGUCCAAUCAGAAGCUCUUUCAAGAGCUUUGUCCCAUGCGGAAAUCUCACCGUCAGCGCAAGUACUGCGUCGUUUUGCUGACCGGAGAGGGUGAGAAUUUCCAUAAAACCAAUGAAGCCUUUCUAUCUUUUGCUUCGGCCAAUACAAAGGAUACUGUGAGGUUCGUCCAUGCUUUCAAGGAACGCCAGACAGAACUGACCAGUGCAUUACUGGGAGGAGAGGAUAAAUACCCAGACAAGCCCUCUUUGGCUGUACUUGAAAGAAGGAAUUCCGCUGGACGAAUAGUGUACAAAACUGUAGCCGAGCUCUGGAUGGGGAGUGAGGAGAAUAAGUUUGUGCUGCUUGACUUCCUGGACAGGUUAAGAAAAGAUCCGAGUCUUCUCUCCUCUGAAACUGUUCUUAGUGAUUUGAACGAUGAGCUGGCUCCUGUAUUUUUCCUGCGCUGGUUCUACACAGCAAUGCAUUAUUGGUCAGAGGUGUGGGAGAGUCUGCUCCACAACAACUGGAGGGAGAUGAUGCCGCUUUUGUCCCUCAUCUUUUCCGCUUUGUUUAUCCUGUUUGGAACGGUGAUUGUUCAGGCUUUCAGUGACUCGAGUGAUGAGAGAGAUUCUGUUCCUUCUGAUAAGCAAGAGCCCAGCGAUAAGGAAAAGAGCACAGAGACAAACUACUCAAAGGAAAGCACAAGGGUCCCUAAGAAAGGCUUUGUGGAGGUGACGGAAUUGACCGAUGUGAAUUACACGAGUAACUUGGUCCGACUUCGCCCAGGUCACAUAAAUGUGGUGCUAAUAGUCUCCAGUUCCACAAAGGCCAGUCUGCUGCAGAGAUUUGCCCAGGAAGUGUAUACCUUCACAGGGAGCAGCACCCUGCAUUUCUCCUUCCUUAACUUGGAAAAGCAUCGGGAGUGGCUGGAAUACCUGCUGGAGUUUGCUCAGGACGCCGCACCCAUCGCCUAUCAGUACGAUGAACACUUCUUCGAAAGGGAUUACACGGGUUAUGUGCUGGCCUUGAACGGCCACAAAAAGUACUUCUGCCUUUUCAGAGCCCAGAACACCAUCGAGGAAGAGAAAGUCUCCGAAGAGAUUGAACUUUCCUCCUUGUCGGGGGACAGUCUGAGAAAGAUGGCGCUGGGCUCAGGAGCCGGUCACAUUAAAAAGAAAUUAAACAAGUUAUCGCUAUGGUUGGAGCGCCUCUUGGAAGGCUCUUUGCAGAGGUUCUAUAUUCCUUCCUGGCCUUCGCUUGACUGAGACUUUUACAAACAAAAUAAAAAAAAAAAAGGACUUUUAAUCCUCUUAAACUGUGAAUUUAGGGGUCUGUCCGACCAGAGACAUUUGAACUUUUUUUUGCCAGGAUUAGUCGGGAGCCAAUGGUGAUCGCAAUGCUCCUCAAUGACUUCAUCAAUGAUGCCACCAUGCUGCCUGUCCUCGUUCAGCUUCAUUGAAGACCUCGCCGCUGCCUUGUCCCUUGGGCAGACGCUUUAUCCAACACUCCUGAUAUCUCACGGUGGCCUGUGUUCCAAAGAUGGGGGCGAGUAGGUGAGGCCUAGGCUGUAUCUUAGUGUCCAGGUCCAGUGCAGAUUGCAGGUAGCAUUUAAUUUCCUUAUUAUGGGAUAUUUAUGGCUUUACAGGAACAUUGCUGCUUGGGAUUAACUCCCAGUGCCCAUACACGUUUCUGUAGGCAUUUAAUGAACACCCACCAGUUAAUGGAUGACAUAAACUAUGCCCAGGUCCGGGAGCAGAUGCUUUAAUAUUUUUACAGAUUGUUUUACAAUCAUAAAGCCAUUUCAAAUGAUGCUCACAGCCACGGCGGUGCCUGGGUGAGUCUUAGAAUCUUCGUAGAAUGUUUUUUUUUAUUUAUAAGUAGCCUGAUGAAUGCAGCGCCACCUUGUGGCUCCAACACACACUGCUUGUUGGCUGUCUUUGCAUCAUGAUUCCCCUUUCCCUUGGUCAGAUUUCAACGGUAGGUGCCAGUUAAUCAAUUAAAUCCAUUACCAUUAAUUACAAAUUAAUUAAUGGAAAAAGAAAUGAAGUGCUGUCACCAGCAUGUUAACCCCCGGAGUGUCCCACUUAAUCAUCCAGCACUUCUGAGGUUAAUUGCUGUACGAGGCAUUUGUUAUUUAGUCUUUUCGUGCGCAAGACAUUUUGUGUAUUAAACGCCAAAGGUUUCGUCAGAGUGGGGGAACAAGUACUAGAAACCUGAUUACAGAAAAAAAGACUCUUGUUAAGAGCUUAGUCGAUGUUCUCUCUGGGAUGGUCAGUUCUUUGCCCGACACUAGUAUAUAAAAUAAAAAAAAGCCCAUAAAGCAGUAGGUGAAAUGAGUGAUGUGCAUCAAUUUGGGACCAUGGUUCGCCCUUGUGUAAGGUUUCUGCUUCUCCAACGUGCCUGCAUAUUUGUAUUGGUAGUGGAUCUCGGGCACUGCCACAAUAAUCUGAAUCUAAACUGAGCAAUACCCCAUGCAGAACCAGCCAAUAGAAAUGGGUUUAUUCAGGUGAAGUUCACAGCAAAUGGGUACAUGACCCCAAAAGGAUUGCUCACCACUGUGUUAAAGGAAAACAAAUGCUUCAUAAAGAAUUGUGUCUCCAAAGAUGCCCCAGUAGCUCCCCAUCUUCUUUUCUGCUGAUUCACUGAUUCACAUGCUCUGUGCUGCUGUCACUUACUGAGCUUAGGGAGCCACUCACAAUAUACAGUACACAUAGAAUAGAAAUGUCACAAUAUAAGGCUGAUUAUUCAGAUUCACAAAGUUGUGUGUUCUGCAUCCGAGCUGAUUAAUAAUUAUCCCUGUAAUCGCCCCCCCCUCCCCCAAUCUUAACUUCUCAGCAGCAGCCCAGAGCCUACUGAGCAUGUGCAGAGCCACUGACACACAAACAAUACCCAACCAAGAUGGGGAGCUGCUCGUGGGCAACUUUGAAGGCCUGGAUCAUGGAAACCGGUAUAGGGCUGCUGAACUUCUAGCUCUGAACAGAAAAUAAAGCAUUUUUAGACAUUCUUUUUAAGGCUUUAAAGGGUAACUCUCCAUCUUGCCUGAAUGCCCAUGCCUAAUUUGAAUUCGGAUACCAGAAUCCAAUCUCCAA
This is a messenger RNA of Xenopus laevis (African clawed frog), 4362 nucleotides long. RefSeq names its product DnaJ heat shock protein family (Hsp40) member C16 S homeolog (gene dnajc16.S). The record is from RefSeq and is a predicted model, not a curated record. The transcript is spliced from 15 exons. Gene Ontology annotation, cellular component: endoplasmic reticulum membrane. Gene Ontology annotation, biological process: cell redox homeostasis. NCBI's taxonomy places the organism in Eukaryota, Metazoa, Chordata, Amphibia, Anura, Pipidae. Bases 205 to 2538 code for a protein of 777 amino acids.